Lathyrus sativus (Indian pea) is the source of this 753-nucleotide messenger RNA. The record is from the annotation of a GenBank genome assembly. NCBI's taxonomy places the organism in Eukaryota, Viridiplantae, Streptophyta, Magnoliopsida, Fabales, Fabaceae.
AUGGGAGAUUAUCACUUCAUAUACAAAGAUCUAGAUGGAGCUUCCACUCAAUGGGACGAUAUUCAAGCCAAACUCGGCAAUCUUCCUCCAAAGCCACCCGCUUUUAAACCCCCUUCUUUCACCCCUGCAUCCGAUCCCGAUUCCAUUCCCAAAGAUAAAUCAUGGAUCGAUUCCAAAACCCACGAUGAACUUGAAGAACUCGAAGAUGAUCUCGACGACGAUCGUUUCCUCCAAGAGUACAGGAAGAAGAGGUUAGCUGAGAUACAAGAGGCAGCUAAAGUUUUGAGGUUUGGGUCAGUGACUCCUAUUUCAGGAUCUGAUUUCGUUCGAGAGGUUUCACAAGCUCCAUCUGAUGUUUGGGUGGUUGUCAUUCUUUACAAAGACGGGAUUGCCGAAUGUGGGGUGUUGAUGCAAUGCAUUGAAGAAUUGGCUACAAUGUAUCCUGCAACAAAAUUUGUGAAGAUAAUAUCCACUGAUUGCAUUCCCAACUACCCAGAUUGUAAUCUUCCCACUUUGUUGGUAUACAACAGCGGAGCUGUUAAAGGAAAUUAUGUUGGUAUGAGUAGUUUUGGGCGAAGAUGCACUCCCGAAGGCGUUGCAUUGGUCCUUUGCCAAUCAGAUCCUGUACUUAAUGAUGGCCAGAGCAAAGAUGAAGAAUCAAGACAGGCGGUCAUUGAUGGUGUUCGCAAGAGGUUUAUAGAGAAAGUUGUCGCCGAUCACGAAGAGAAAGACGAUGAUUCCUCAAGUGAUUAG